GGCCGGAUGUGCCUCGCUUCCGGGGGUUGAGGCCGUGGAAGAUCUUUUAAUUCGGUCUUACAGCAAGAGAGCGCAAUUGAUCUUGGUGAGGAUAGGCUAUUUUUGUAGCGGUGGGACUGGUGAUUGCUGACAGCUCUUCCUAGCAGAUCCAGUUGCAUGGCCUUAGAGACAGUAGUUCUACAGAGAAUGGGUCCAGAGAGGAUCUGUCCAAAUGAGCACGAGGACCUGGGGCUUCAAGAACCAUCUGAUGGAACUCUUGAUCCUAUUAGCGAAUGGAGUAGUGAAGAACCAGAGGAGGAGGAGGAAGAGGGUAUCAAUAAUGGCUAUGUAUACCAGCCACUGAACCAAGAACCAGAUCAGGGAUCAACAACACAUGAAUUAACAGCAACUAGCACAGAACCAGCUCUUGACAUCAAUCAACGACUUCAGGCAAUGAGACUACAUCUGCCUGACCCACCCAUCGAAAGCGAUAAUGAGGAUGAUGAGAGACUUGUAGCUCAAAGCAGUCACAGCUCAAUCCCCAUGGAUCCAGAACAUGUGGAAUUAGUGAAAAGGACCAUGGCUGGAGUCAAGCUCCCUAUGCUGAGCAUUCCUGCAUGGGCCAAUGAGAUAUCGGAUGAGCAAUGGCAGGCUAUGGUUCAACGAACACUGCAAGACAGACAAAGUCAAAAUGGCUUUAAGCCAGAAUGGAAAUAAAGAGUCCCAGUGAGCUUCUUGCCUACAAAGAAAACAGCUAAGCUGGAGCUAAUCUACUUUAAACUAUCUUUCUUUAAAGUGAUUAAAUAGUUAUCUCAUCUUUCUCCAGCACUGAACCUAUCAAUUCAUCUGAUAAACUGCAAAUAAUUCACCAGUUGUCUACAGUACUUAGUUAUAAAUGCUUAGUUGUGGUGACCGUGAGGCUGUUUUAUUAAUCCUCAGAAAAAGAAAAAAGUGUUUUGGAUAUGUGUUUAGUCUGUUUUUUUCUCCUCUUCCCCACUACCUAUUGUGACACAUGGGCUAAAGAGCUAAAUGUGGCCAUGAGGUGCAGUCCAGUGUAUCAUCUUUUCAAGAGAUCCAUUUUAUUUAGUUCUGUACAUACAGGGACAUCUGUACAAAAUCCAACACUGUCGUACUAUGUAAUACUCUACUGAAAAUAAAGUACACCAUAUGUACAUAAUGAAUUGUAAAGCAGCUUAAUACUUGUGUCCAGGAAGUGAAUGUAUCAUUUAGUUGCUUCCCACCCUCUUGAGAAGGGCUGUAUAAGAUACAAAAGAGGCAGCUCCAUCCCUAUCCAUGUAAUAGUAAGGGAAGGAAAAAGCUGAAAUAGGGACAAACGCAGGGGGUUUAAGUAGAGCUAGAUUAAGGUAGAGCAUAACUGGAAGUUGUGUAGCUGAGGUGCUCAUUUGGCUUGAAGUGUGAUUUUUUUUUUUACCUCUUUACAUAUAGCUUCUCCGAUAGUUAGAUAUAUAGGACACUCAAAUGAACUGGCAGCAAACUAAAUUUUAAUAUUAGGUCCCAAACACAAGUUCCCUGAUCCCAAAGAAAGAUUAGACAAAGCCUAUAUUUACAUCUAAGUGUACAGCGUAUGAUGCUCAAUUACAGCCCUGCUUCACCUAUGCAAAACUGUAACAGGCAUAGAAGUGCUGUGUAGCAUACAUGUGCGUAAUGAAGGAUACUUUCCUAUGGUCCUUCUCAUUUACAGAGCCCAACCUUGAGGGGAAACAGAUAAGCAGACAACCACAUGUUGGUGUUAAGGAGCUCCAAAUUUUCUUUUGUUCCUUCCACAGCUAAA
Molecule: messenger RNA, 1771 nt
Organism: Pseudonaja textilis
Lineage: Eukaryota; Metazoa; Chordata; Lepidosauria; Squamata; Elapidae
Gene: MEA1
Product: male-enhanced antigen 1
Biological process (GO): spermatogenesis
Source: RefSeq, a predicted model, not a curated record